AGGUUGCUUUUGGAUGAUCCUAACUGCAAGAAAGGGUUCAAGUUUGAUCAUGUGGGGCACAUUGUGAGGAACUUUGAGAAGUUUAAAGAUAAUGUUAUGAUAUCUAGACAAAUUACUCGAAAGCAUGCAUUUUACUAUGUAACAUUAGAAUCUGAAAAUCCCACGCCAGAAUCGCAAGCACCAGAAUCUCCUGGACUUUCUCAAUUUUCUCUUAACUUAGAUGAUGGUGUUGGUGGCUCACCUUCUGAAUGCCCAAUCAGACAGAAGAAAGCCAAAUUGAAGAAAAAAAUGAAUGAUGAAGUAGCAUCUUCUCUUAGUCGUCUAAAAGAUGACAACUCAAAGAUUAUGGAGAUAUUAAAGAAGACUAAUGCAGAUCGACAAAUGUUCAUAUAA
Molecule: messenger RNA, 393 nt
Organism: Dioscorea cayenensis subsp. rotundata (Guinea yam)
Lineage: Eukaryota; Viridiplantae; Streptophyta; Magnoliopsida; Dioscoreales; Dioscoreaceae
Exons: 1
Source: RefSeq, a predicted model, not a curated record